This is a messenger RNA of Cuscuta europaea, 1382 nucleotides long. The record is from the annotation of a GenBank genome assembly. NCBI's taxonomy places the organism in Eukaryota, Viridiplantae, Streptophyta, Magnoliopsida, Solanales, Convolvulaceae.
GGGAAAGACUGCUGUAGCAGUUAAAAAGAAAUUGAGGAGAAAACUCCACGUAAUUAAGGUAUUGCGAUAAUAAAACUACACCCCAAUCAAUCAUAAUCAUAGCGGUGCUUCUCCACGGCCGCUCACCCAGAAAUCACCGCCGUCCUACACAAACCCAGAGAGUUGUCACUUCGCUUUCUUCAAAGAAUCACUAUACUUUCCCUAUUCGUGCCUUACCGUUUGUAAUCGCUUCAUUCCCCCUCCGUUAGAUUUGUCUGCAAGAUUUCUUCUUCUUCCAGAAGAGGGGGAGUGUGUUAGGGGUUUCUUGGAGAAAAUACAAAUACCCAGAGAGGACGAUGACGGAGGUGAUUCUCCACAUCUAUGAUGUGACGAACAGUGCCUCCGACAAGACCAACAACACUAUUCUUCAGAUCAAUAGGUUUUUCAAAGACGGCAUUGGUCUUGGCGGCAUCUUCCACAGCGCCGUCCAGGUUUACGGAGACGAUGAAUGGUCGUUCGGGUUCUGUGAACAAGGUACUGGAGUAUUUAGCUGCCCUGCUGGCAAGAACCCGAUGUAUUCUUACCGUGAAAGCAUUGUUCUUGGAAAAACAAGCUGUUCAAUUUCCAAAGUGAAUCAGAUACUACGAGAACUUAGUAGAGAAUGGCCGGGCUUUGUGUAUGAUUUACUGUCAAAGAACUGCAAUCACUUCUGUGAUGAGUUUUGUGAAAGACUUGGUUCCCCUAAGCUUCCUGGUUGGGUAAAUAGGUUUGCUAAUGCUGGUGAUGCUGCUGUGGAAAUGGCGGAAACCACAGCCAUCAGGCUGCGGCAAGCUAAAACUGAGAUUGUUUCAGCAAGCAAAGUGGCUUACCGGUUCCUCGCCGGAGUUGCUUCUGGUAGUAAUCCCUCUGAUUCCCCUGGAAGUUCUAGCAGAGAAAGCCCUAGGUUCCAACCUACCUGGUUUAAAAGUCUUGUUUCCGUUGGAGCGAAACCAUCAAGUACUUCUGACAUAGAAUGUGACGGUGUAGAAGUGACACACCAGCAGCAGGAAGCAACUCGAAGGCAAAAUUCGCAGCAUGAACCAUGAGGGAAUAUCCAAAAGGAUCUUCAACAUUGUGUGCUUCACUCUCCAGACUUUGAAGGGUGCACCUCUGGCUUGUUGUUCUAUUGACUUGUUUGAUCAAUGUAUAUUGAUUACUUACUCUUCUAUGUAGUUUACAUUUUCUUUCUUUUUAUGAUGUGUCAUUGUAAUUCAAUUGUAAGAUUUAUUUACACACCUUCUAGACGUAUCUACUUGGUUUUCAAUUAGAAGUAGCUCUCGAGUCUCGACCCCUUGUGAGAGUGUAAGCUGAAUUUCCAUGUGUACAAGGUUCAGAGAUUUGCUGAUACUCGCAACUUGUAUUAA